AUGCGCUUGGCCUUCAUCGUGGGCAAAGCCUUGGAUUUUUCGGCGCGGCUCUUUGACGAGCCUGCGCUCAUGGUCGACGAGAUGACUCAGCUGGGGCUGAAACACAUCAUGUUUCAGGCACAAUCGCAGUUCUUCCAACCCUGGGUCUCUGCGUUGAUGGCAGAGAUUCAGCAGAUCACAGCGGAUGAAGAGGUGGUCCAGGGCAUGAACUAUGCCUUGUGCGUGAUUGGCAGCAUCAUCGCUCAAGCGGUGGAAACCGGUAGCACUCCAGUCUUGCAGGCGAUUGUGAAUGACGAUGUGAAGGCCCUGAAGUCCGCGUUACGCGCCACACCACGAGCCGAGCGGGCGGAAGCUGUGCUCGGCCGCGCGUAA
Messenger RNA from Durusdinium trenchii, 372 nucleotides. NCBI's taxonomy places the organism in Eukaryota, Dinophyceae, Suessiales, Symbiodiniaceae. The record is from the annotation of a GenBank genome assembly.